AUGCGGAAAGCUCACAGAUCAAUUAGUAUGCUGCCAUCCAUUUGGAUACUCAUCGUGUUAGAUCUAUUGGUCAAUGUUUCAGCACAAACGACCUGCAACGGUGGUCUGGGUAGAGUGGUUUACGAGAGACUUCCGGACCAGCAGCUUCAGGGUUUUGACGACGAUGUGGUGCGAGACUCGGCGCCUCCGUUUAGGGUCUUGGAGAAGUGUCAAGAGCUCUGUCUGCGCGACAGAACGGCAACGAACAAUCUGGUUCGCGCAUGUACGAGCUUCGACUUCCAACCCGGCAGCAGAAUCGCGUCUUUCAGCGGCGUCGCCGAGUACGAGGAGAGUACUUGCUAUUUAACGAGGGAACAGGCGCAACCAGAGGGCAUCGGAAAUCUCAUGCUCGUACCAAAUAGCGUGCACUUCACCGAAGUGUGCCUAACGUCCGACAGAAUAGAGAGGGAAUGUCCAAAUCGUCGUUACGUGUUCGAAAGACAUCCGAGAAAAAAGCUGAAGCUACCCUUGACAGACAUCAAAGAAGUCAGCGCCGCUAACAGAACCGACUGCGAGGACAGGUGCCUCAACGAAUUCAGUUUCGUUUGCCGAUCGGCAACAUACGACACUGCCCUGAGAAGCUGUUCUCUCAGUCGCUUCACUAGGAGAACUCAUCCUGAAUUAUUGGAGGACGAUCCGAAUUCUGAUUAUCUGGAAAAUACUUGCCUUAAUACCGAAAGACGAUGCGAUGGACUCACAGUAUUCGUCAAGGAAGAAAACAAACGUUUACGCGGCCCGUUUGAAGUGGAUGUAUACACGAAUCUUACUUUGGAGGAAUGUCAGGCGCUGUGUCCUAGAGCGGAAAAAUAUUUCUGUCGCAGCGUCGAGUUUGACGAGCAAACGCGGCAGUGCGUCAUAUCCGAAGAGGAUUCCGUUUCACAAAAAGACGACAUUGGAGUUAGCAGCAGCCCGAGUCACCAUUUUUACGACUUGGUGUGCUUAGAUAAUCCGCGCGGCUCCGAAUACCCGGACAGCAGCUCGUCAUCGCACCUCUUCUCCGACGGUCGUCGUCCGGAUACGGCUUUCCAGCGUUAUCGGAACUCGCGUUUGAGUGGCGAGUUUCAUUCGGAGAUUACCGGACGCAGCCUCAGCGAGUGUCUGGACGAGUGCCUCCGGCAGACGAGCUUCCAAUGCCGUAGCGCAGUUUACUCCGAACAUUAUCACACCUGCCGUUUAAGCCGAUUCAAUCAAAGGGACGGUAACCGGAUUAUCUACGAUGCCGAUUAUGAUUAUUACGAAAAUCUUAUGCAUCAAUAUCUAGACGGCGAUCGCGAUAGCCCUGGAUACAGACCGGAUCCCUUAGGACAGGACACAAACUUUGGACGACCCUCUUUAGGAAGACCCGGAUACCCAGACGAUUACGACAAAGGAUAUUCUAGCAGCGUCAAACCAGAUCGUUAUCCAAAUCGUUAUCCUGAUCGUCGUCCCUUAGACGAUAAAUUUCCGGAUAACAGAUAUCCUUUAGGUGAACCUGACAAUUAUCCUGAUCGCUAUCCUCUUGGUGAUCGAUAUCCCGACCGUUAUCCCACAGGAGAUCGUUAUCCCACGGGAGAUCGUUAUCCCACGGGAGAUCGUUAUCCUACAGGAGAUCGUUAUCCCACGGGAGAUCGUUAUCCCACGGGAGAUCGUUAUCCCACGGGAGAUCGUUAUCCUACGGGAGAUCGUUAUCCUACAGGAGAUCGUUAUCCCACAGGAGAUCGUUAUCCCACAGGAGAUCGUUAUCCCACGGGAGAUCGUUAUCCUACAGGAGAUCGUUAUCCUACAGGAGAUCGUUAUCCUGCGGGAGACCGCUAUCCUGAUCGUUAUCCGACCGUUAGCGACCGAUAUCCGGACAGAUAUCCAUCUGAUCGAUAUCCUAUUAGAGGAGGAGAUCGUCGUCCUGUCAAUGGUGUCAAUAGAUAUCCCGACGCCGGAACUCUGGGGAGAUAUCCUCCAAGUGACCGAUAUCCUGUGAGUGAUCGAUAUCCCGCGAGUGAUCGAUAUCCCGCGAGUGACCGAUAUCCCGUAAUACACGGGGUUCGUGUGAUUCCAAGUCGAUAUCCUACCGACAUGAUCGAUCGAUAUCCCAAUACAAUAGACCGGUAUCCUUAUCCAGAAGACUCUAUGGACCGAUAUCCUAUGGGAUUGGGUGGUGAUAGAUCUCCUAUCGAUCGAUAUCCAGCUAGUGGAAGAUACCCAGACAAGGAUCCUUAUGCUAAUCGCAGGUAUCCGCCGCCAGGAAUGUACUCGCCCGGAUUUGUCGAUGACGUUCGUGGUCCUCAGAGUGGUGCCGAGCCAAGACCUCAUUAUGGCGGUGGGUCGUAUGGUCCAACGCGACUAGGAGGAUACGGAGGAUACGAUGAUGGCGGUAUUACUGGUGGUGGAUACGUAGGUGAAGGCGGGGUCUACAACUCUCGUCCAUUUGGAAUUGCUGGUGGACCUAUCAUUGGCAGGCCCAUCAUAGGUAGGCCCCCGUUAGUGUCCAGAUGCGACGAGCAGGACAAUUUCAGACAAGUUGGGUCUAGUACCAGAGUGCGGAAGCCGUUCGUUAGACGGUACACCACUGCCUCGUCGUUGGCUCAGUGCGAGAGGGAAUGUGCCGAUGCUAGAGACUUCGUUUGCAGGUCCUUCAAUUACCGACCAUAUGCUGCGCCUUACGGGGCCGAGAGGGACAACUGCGAGCUCAGCGACCGGGACUCCAGGGACAUGGACAUGGGCAAUCCGGUUUAUUACGACACGGGUUCGGAUUACGACUUUUAUGAGAGGAACAACGGUCGCCAGGGUGCGGACGGGGAAUGUCUGGACGUGAGUCAAGCCUGCAGCGAGGAUGGAAUGGAGUUUACUCUGAGGACGCCGGAGGGAUUCAUUGGGCGAAUUUACACGUACGGAUACUAUGACCGAUGCUUCUUCCGCGGAAACGGCAGGACCGUGAACAAACUCCGUAUCAGCGGACCUCAGGGAUACCCCGAGUGUGGCACACAGCGAUACGGUGAUACGAUGACAAACAUUGUGGUGGUGCAAUUUUCGAACCUCGUGCAAACCGGACGGGACAAACGAUUCAACCUGACAUGCAUGUUUCGGGGACCUGACGAAGCUGUCGUCACAUCCGGCUACAUCGGUGCCGGGUAUGCCAGAUCGGGGUCUCCCAUCCCUAUCGAAUAUCUCCCAGCGGAAAAUACCCUGAGCUCCAGAGUGCGCUUGCUGAUUCUCUAUCAGGGUAGACCUACGACGACCAUCGCCGUUGGUGACCCUCUCACUUUCAGACUCGAAGCUCAAGAUGGGUACAAUUACGUAACGGAUAUAUUUGCUACUAACGUUAUUGCAAGAGAUCCUUACUCUGGUAAAAGUGUUCAACUGAUAGACAGAUAUGGCUGUCCAUUGGACAACUACGUGUUUCCGGGUUUGGAUCGCCUCCGCGACGGCGACAGCCUCGAGGCCCGCUUCAACGCCUUCAAAAUACCCGAAUCAAAUUUCCUGGUGUUCGAGGCGAACGUACGAACGUGCCGCGAUGGCUGCCAGCCAGCAUAUUGCGGUGGUACCGGUAGAAGUGAACCGUCCUUCGGCAGACGGCGAAGGGACGUAAAUAACGAUACAGUGGCGGACGAGGAAGAGGCAUCGCCGAUAAUAGUAACGAAUGACUCUAACAAUGCGUCAACAACGAUUUUCAACGCGACCGAUGCUGCGAGCGAUGAGCUGGACAACGAAGAGGAGGAAGAACACGUCAGAGAAAUGAUAGAGGUUCUCGAUUCAAGAAUGGACAUUGAAGAAGAUAGUAUCGUCGAGAAGCAAACUAAGAUCUUGGAAAAUAUUUGUAUAACGCAAAACGAAUACUACGGCUUGGUUACCGCAGUGGGCAUCCUCGUGGUGCUCUUGGCCUCCGUUGUUCUCUUGUCUAUGCUCGUUUACAGAAAAUACGUUUAUUCCGUGAUUAUGAAAAAUCGUAGACUCGACAAAGCCUGCAGUCGCAGCAACCAUUCCGAUGAGCCUUACAGCAGUCGAGUCAACAACUUUUCUUUUAUGAGGACAGGUCUUCAGAAACCGUUCCAGCCGUCAUCGAUCUCGAGAUCAAUGAGCAAUGCUAUCAGCCAACGUCUUGCCUCGUCGUCCACCGCUCUGGAGGGUGCUGUAGGAUUAUCCAUCGGUCGACGUAGCGGUUUCGAUCCAAGCGAACCGAUCUACACCGAUCCUUCACUUUUUGAGGUCACCCAUUGCUCGAACACCGCGAAAUCGGCUCUCAGUGACAACUUUCAUCUUAUGUAGAAGAAAUACGUGAGAAGAUCGAUCCCGAAAUUACAUAACGCGAACGAUCCCCGCUUUAUUUAUUUACUUUAAUGAAAGUAUACGAAACCGACUAACGACAACUAAUCCGUGACAAAUCAGCAUUUACGAUAUAUUCUGUCACUAGUCAAUCCACUGCCAAUUCCCCAUAAAGAUU
This is a messenger RNA of Mycetomoellerius zeteki, 4453 nucleotides long. It is a transcript of the gene nompA, whose product is annotated as no mechanoreceptor potential A. Gene Ontology annotation, biological process: anatomical structure morphogenesis. Lineage: Eukaryota; Metazoa; Arthropoda; Insecta; Hymenoptera; Formicidae. The transcript is spliced from 19 exons. The record is from RefSeq and is a predicted model, not a curated record. The coding region runs from base 1 to 4278 and encodes 1425 amino acids.